Malania oleifera is the source of this 1253-nucleotide messenger RNA. RefSeq names its product mediator of RNA polymerase II transcription subunit 15a-like. Lineage: Eukaryota; Viridiplantae; Streptophyta; Magnoliopsida; Santalales; Ximeniaceae. Bases 317 to 646 code for a protein of 109 amino acids. Gene Ontology annotation, molecular function: chromatin DNA binding; transcription coactivator activity. The record is from RefSeq and is a predicted model, not a curated record. Gene Ontology annotation, biological process: regulation of DNA-templated transcription. The transcript has 3 exons.
UCUGGCUUCUUGCUCUUCUGCCCCAAUCCAUUGAAUUCGCUACCUGCUCGCAGAAACUUUCUCCAAAACCCUAUCGAAUUCCUCAUCGUCCAGCUCUAGAUCCAUCUCUUCCUCGUUUUGGCCUCUGGAUUCUCUGCUUGGAUCCUCGUUUCUUCCAACUAGGGCUUCCUUUUUUUCGUCGAUGCCUUGACGAUUUUGUUUGUUCUCAGCUUUGGUUUCGCUUUCGGUCUGCUUAGGUUUUAGUGCGGAAGCUGAAAUUCUCGUACCUUUUUUUUGUUUGUUGUUUGUUUUCCUGUUUUUUGAUUGGAAUUUUGCGAUGGAUGGUAAUAAUUGGAGGCCUGCUGCUCAAACUCAAGCUUCAGCUGCAGCUCCAGCUCAAGCUCAAGCUCAUGCUCAAGCUGAGCCACCGACCACCAUGGACGCGGGCGAUUGGAGGACCCAAUUACGACCUGAUUCACGGCAAAGGAUUGUCAACAAGAUAAUGGAUACUUUAAAGAGGCAUAUUCCCUUUUCAGGCCAAGAAGGGUUGCAUGAACUGAAGAAAUUUGCUGUCAGGUUUGAGGAAAAGACAUAUUCUGCAGCGACAAACCAGAAUGAAGCUCACGUAAUCUCGCUGCUUGAUCUAGCGAGUUGGAUCAAGCAAUGAGAUUUGCCACGUGUCAGGAGCAGCUUAUUUUUCAGGCAAAUCUCGCUGGACCAAGCAAUGAGAUUUGCUUGCCACGGUUGAGAUCCAUGACGGUGGCUUCGUUCUAUUUGGCCACUCUCUGCCAGGCUUCGUCGAUCGGUGUUCCCAGGGACAGCAACGCUGGCGGUCUGAGCGAUGGAGAUGGCGAGGAAGUGCAGAGCAAGUUCAGCGGAUGCUUUGGAUCUCUGGGAUCCUUGGAGGAAUCCCUUCCCAUCAAGAACCCUGCUUGCGAUCAAGCACUGGUUGUCAAGAAACUACAAAUCAUCAUCAUCAUCAUCAAACGGCUUCUACUGCUCCCCAAACCCAACCUCCAUGCCCAUUCUCCAGGCCUUCGAUGAACACGAAGAAGAAGAGGACGAAGCUGCUGAUGACGAGGAUGACGAAGCUGAAGGGAGGAAGCUCAGAAUUGGCCUAAAAUCACAAUAUCAAAGUUGUUUCUCACUCACAGAUCUGCAGCAUGCUUGAUCUUAUCUCUAGUUUUCUGUCUCAAUGAAAAUAUAAUAUAUUAUAUUAUACAUAAUUAUAUAUUAUAUAAUUUUAUAAAUAAAUAGAUUAUCCUUUUUAGUUA